This is a messenger RNA of Plenodomus lingam JN3, 1158 nucleotides long. RefSeq lists its product as uncharacterized. Lineage: Eukaryota; Fungi; Ascomycota; Dothideomycetes; Pleosporales; Leptosphaeriaceae. The record is from RefSeq and is a predicted model, not a curated record.
AUGUCUGAUGUCUACUCCGAGCAAAAUUUCGACGCCAUCUUCGCCAUGUCCGACGAUGCCCCGGCGUCUGACGUCGCGGCUUUUGAGGAGUUCAUCAACGACAUGUGGGGCCCAGAUGAGGUACAGCAGGUACUCAGUCCUGCUAGCAUCACCACCUCCACCACAACACCCUCAUCGGCCACCCAUGGCCAGCAUGAUCUGGUCAUAGAUCAUGCUGAGCCUCCCCUGGAUUGCCCCACAAUUGGGGAUCUCCAGGAGGAAAUCGCCGACAUGCGGCGUCAGAACGAGCAAGAAAUGGCCAAGCUGAGGGCCGAGCACGCAGCAGAAAUGGAAGCCAUGAGGCGCAAGAACAAGAUCUUGACGACUCGUCUGGAGCAGUUCAGCAAGGGGCUGACUCACAAGAUCACGCAGCCGAUGGGCCCACACGGCGGUCCCGACCUCAUCCAGCGGAUGUGGAGUUCAGAGACGUCGGAAGAGCAACGUAGGGCAAUGGUCCAGGGCCUGCCCGAGCCUCCUCUCUACCGCGCCCCAGCCUCCAAGAAGAGGUUGUCGGUCUCACCCCCCUACGGGACUUCAAGAGCGGCUGCAAUGGUUGCCUACGGGCAGCCCACCUACCCACCCGGUGUCGUCUUCAAUGGCACAUCAGCCUACGCACCCGCCAUGGGCUCCUCUCCCCUCCCACUCUCCACCACCCCCAUCUCCUCUUCUCCCCCUGGCCCCAAAGCCAAAGUCAAGACCCGUGCCCCCGCCCCCGCCAAGCGCACUCCCGUGUCCACCAAGGUCACCAAGCCCACCGCCGCGAAGCGUAAGUCUCCCACCUCCUCACCCACCUCCUUCUCUCCCGCCGCCGUCCGCUCCCUCGAGGAGCUCUACGCCGUCCACUUCGACACCCUCAGUCAUGAGGAGAAAUGCCGCCUGGUCAUCCCCCUCCUCCAUGGGGUCGACUCGGUCAUGCUGGGCAACGUCACGACCUCGUCGUCCCCAUAUGGGUCGUCUCUAUCGGGCGAGAAGACCUCCUUCCCUCCUCUUCCCAGAGCGAGAUCUCCCAGAGAUCUCGCAAUGGUGCAGCAGGCAGUGGAGGAGUUGGGCCCUGGUGCGGUGGGUGGCGCCACGCGCCAGCACGAGGCACUGCAGCGUACUGAUGUGCGACGCCGCUAA